This is a messenger RNA of Mercurialis annua (annual mercury), 2004 nucleotides long. Its product is annotated as probable pectate lyase 8. Bases 106 to 1461 code for a protein of 451 amino acids. Lineage: Eukaryota; Viridiplantae; Streptophyta; Magnoliopsida; Malpighiales; Euphorbiaceae. The transcript has 7 exons. The record is from RefSeq and is a predicted model, not a curated record. Gene Ontology annotation, molecular function: pectate lyase activity.
ACACUUGUCUAUUUUCCUUCUCUUCACUCUCUUCUCCAUUUUUUUUCUUCUCUGCAAAUAUUACUCACAGAAGAAAAAACUGAGAGUCAACAGAAAAUUCCGGCAAUGACUAAUGUUAAAUGGGGCGGCGUUUGUGCGGCGGUUGUUGUGUUUAUGUUCGUCGGCGUUAUGGUGACUGUACGGAACGACGGGAUCUCUGGUUUUUUAAGGAAUGUUGAAAUGGAAACAGAGCAUUUGCAGAGCUUGAAAAACUCAUCAAUGGCGGUCAGUAAUGGAGAAGCAGCAGAAACUGAGGAAUGGAAAAAUGAACAUGCUGUUAAUGACCCUGAAGAAGUUGUCUCUAUGGUUGAAAUGAGCAUCCGAAAUAGUACAGAAAGGAGAAAGUUGGGAUAUUUCUCGUGUGGGACGGGGAAUCCUAUUGACGAUUGUUGGCGUUGUGACCCCAAUUGGCUAAAGAAUCGGAAGAGGCUAGCUGAGUGUGGUAUUGGUUUCGGCAGAAAUGCGAUCGGGGGGCGUGAUGGUCGUUUCUAUGUUGUUACUGAUGCUGGUGAUGAUGACCCUGUGAACCCAAGGCCCGGAACUUUACGUCAUGCUGUUAUCCAAGAUGAGCCCUUGUGGAUUGUGUUCAAAAGGGAUAUGGUGAUUCAAUUGAAGCAGGAACUUAUUAUGAACAGCUUCAAGACAAUUGAUGGGCGUGGGUCCAAUGUUCAUAUAGCUAAUGGAGCGUGUAUCACUAUCCAAUUUGUGACCAAUGUGAUUAUUCAUGGUCUCCAUAUUCAUGACUGUAAACCAACCGGCAAUGCUAUGGUUAGAAGCUCACCUAGCCACUACGGGUGGAGGACAAUGGCUGAUGGUGAUGCUAUCUCUAUUUUUGGGUCUAGUCAUGUUUGGAUUGACCAUAACUCACUUUCUCAUUGUGCUGAUGGCCUUGUUGAUGCUGUCAUGGGUUCUACUGCCAUUACCAUCUCUAACAACCAUUUAACUCAUCAUAAUGAGGUUAUGCUAUUAGGCCACAGUGAUUCCUACACUAGAGACAAGCUAAUGCAAGUCACCAUUGCUUACAACCAUUUUGGAGAAGGACUUAUCCAGAGAAUGCCAAGAUGUAGACAUGGAUAUUUCCAUGUGGUGAACAAUGACUAUACUCACUGGGAAAUGUAUGCAAUUGGAGGAAGUGCUAACCCCACCAUUAACAGUCAGGGUAACAGAUACAAUGCACCAGUCAACCCUUUUGCUAAGGAGGUGACAAAGAGAGUAGAAACACCAGCUGGCCAAUGGAAGAAUUGGAACUGGAGAUCAGAAGGAGACCUACUAGAAAAUGGUGCAUACUUCACUCCAUCAGGAGCUGGAGCAUCAGCCAGCUAUGCUCGAGCCUCAAGCUUAGGAGCCAAGUCAUCUACAAUGGUCGGAACAAUCACAGCUAAUGCCGGUGCCCUCGGUUGCCGCAGGGGCCGCCAAUGCUAAUAUUCUUUAUAGUCCAUUAAAGUGGCCAAAACAGGCCAGUCAAUUCCUGCUUUUUUUUUAUCUCAGCAAUUGUUUUCUUAUUACUUCCUUUUUUUCUGGUUUAGUUACCCUUAAGUCUAUAUGUGUCAUUACCAAAAAUAUAUUGGCAAGUGUACUUUUUUUACACAUUGUCAUUAUAUUUUCAUACCCAAUAUUAUUAUCUUCUUCCCCAAGCCAUCUGUUAUUUUUCAACCUCGGCCUGCUUCAAAACACCCCAAAUAUCAUUCUUACAGAGGCAGGUGCAGAAGCGUUGCCUAUUUUUUUUAAGUUUCAUAUCCCAUUUGCCUUCUAACUACCAUUAAAAUGUGUCGUUUUCGAGUUAAAAGUGUCGGUUUGUGUAGUGCUUUUUGAGUCUUAUAGGAUUUGAAAUAUGAAUUUGUGGUCAAUUUGUGUAGUGAAUGAUAGAAGCAAAAUAGCAAGGAUUUGAAUUUGAAGUUAUGUAAGAACAAGAAAAAAUCUUUGUAAUAGACAAUGAAUAGAUAUAGCAAUGAAUGAUCUUUAUUA